CUUCGCCAUGAAGUUUCUUUCUGUUUUAACAUUAGCUGUAAUUAUACCUAUUUACGUCACCGGUGAUGCGUUCGGUGAUCUUUUGGGACAAGAAAUACAAGAGCCAACUAUCGCCCAUAUCCGCGAGAAGAGGCAAUCGGGUCACUUUCGUACAGUGAACCAAGCACCACCACCUCAGAACGCGCAACAAUCCCGUCCACCAUUGGUGCCCGUUCCACCGCAACCAAUUCCAAAACUGGGUCCAUCUCAACCCAUCCAGCCUCAGCAAUUAUCACAGGCGCAGGUAUCUCAGUACAAACCGCAAGUGACAUUCGCCUCGGGUGUCCAGCAACCGGAUUACAAAUCGAUUCCAGUGAACAGUGGUCAAUACAAGAAACCGAUUCUUCCUCAACAACCCCAGUAUCGUCCUCUUCCUCAGCAACCUCAGUACCGCCCUCUUCCUCAGCAACCCCAAUACCAACCCCUCCCUCAGCCUAGUUAUAAUGCAGCUCCGCAAUACAACAGCAAACUGCCACCCCACAUCCAGCAAUUGCUGCAAUUUCAAAAUAGUUUGAGUAACACGAUUCCUGGAAAAGCAUAA
Messenger RNA from Apis laboriosa (Himalayan honeybee), 580 nucleotides. RefSeq names its product amelogenin-like. NCBI's taxonomy places the organism in Eukaryota, Metazoa, Arthropoda, Insecta, Hymenoptera, Apidae. The coding region runs from base 8 to 580 and encodes 190 amino acids. The transcript is spliced from 3 exons. The record is from RefSeq and is a predicted model, not a curated record.